AUGCACCUUCAUAUCGCUGUGGCGGAGUGGAAAAGACCCUUCCACAAUGCACAUAGUGGGCGAGCGCGCGCGGGCGCCCUCCCCGCCCUUGAGAACCUCCGGCUGACGGCUCCCUUCUCUGUUGCAGGCCAAACUGCUGGAAAGCUCGCAUGCUUGGCUUGGCGCUUCUACCUCGUCUAUCGCGGGGCGACCUGCUGGCCGCGAUCGCUCUGGUGCAUCGCGGCACCCAUCAAGCCGGCGGCGGAGCGCUGCAACAUCCCCGUGAUGACGCUGUGGCGGCGCACGCGCGCGCUCGGCGUCGUCUCCAGCCGCGCGGCGGGGCGGCGGCGGCGGCGCGGGCGCGGCGGCCGCGCCGCCGUGGCUGCCGCCGCCGCCCCAGCGGGGAGCGGCGCCGGGACGGACGCGCACGCGCGACCACUGCUUGCGGCAGGCCCGACGCCACCGCCGCCGCCGCAGCCGCCCGCCGAGGAGCGGGCGCGUGGGGGCGGCGGCGACGAUGGCGCGGAUUGCCCCGCACACCUCCUGAAACUGAAAGCGCCCACCUGGACGCAGGCUCAGCUGAGGGAGGCCAUUCAGGCCGUAGUCUCGCAGAAGAUGCGAUUCACCCAGGCCGCCACGCGCUAUGGCAUUCCCAAGGGCACACUGUACGAUAAUAUCCUGGGCAAAUCAAAGCGCAUGGUGGUGCUGGAGGAAGCGGGUCUCACGGCGGCCGAGGAAAGCGCCGUGCUCGAGUUCUGUUGCGAGGUCUCCCUCCAGCCCUACAACCGUAGGACGAAAAAGUCGCUCCGGGCCAUUCUGAAUUUUGUCGAGAAACUCAAGCGCAUCCGAGAGCCGGACUUCUCCUUUUCGGGACUGUCGGGCUUCAGGUGGUGGUGGGCCUUCUGCAAGAAGCACAGCAUCGUGUCGUUGUACUUCGACCCCGCCUACGACGAGGAGGCAUAGGCUGAGCCCCCCCACCCCACCCCACCCAGGUGCUUCCGACGCGUGGCGAGGCUUGGCGACGAAGAGGCCAAUUGGCUUGCGAUAUCGCGCUUUCGGCUGCUUUCUUACGACAGUUCACGCCUGUUUUCAGUUCUUGAUGGCAAUGACUCGCACCAUAGACCUAGGAGUUCUUACAUUAAAUAGAAAGCUACAUCCUGAGCUUAUUUACAGGUUUCAGUAAUUGCUAGUUGUUAGCUUAUAAGGUGUGCACUUUUACUGCGUAUAUUGUCAUCAAAAUAAACAGACAGAAUAUUUACUUCGUAGAUGCGGUGGGGUUUUGGUCUCGCCUUUUGCCAGACUACUAUGGUAUCUCACAUUAAUAUUAUACAAAACGAUUCCGUGUGAAGAACAGAACUCUUCUGUUGCAAGACCUGCCAUGCAUCGGCGGCACCUCACCUCCCUCAGUGCACUUUAAUGCCCUCCACAGGGAAGGCAGAGACAACUGGGCGUUGAUUUUGGGUCAUGCGGGAGUUGUGUUUGACCUGUUGCCUUCUCACAUGAUCUCAUUUUCUUUUAGAAACAAAAAUUGGAGGCGACGUGGUGAAACAUCCUUUAAUACCUCGCAUUGAAAAUGAUACUGGAAUAGAGUUCUAUUUGGGAAUAAGAAUGUUAUGAGUGUUAAAAAAUAUUUCAGAGUCGACGUUACUUAAGUCGUGAACUAUCAUUGUUCGUACAUUGCCUGUUGUCUGUGUCUCUCCUUCCCAACUUACCUUUUUUGCAAACGCUUAUGUAUCUCAUAGGAAAAUAUUCCUUAAACACCUAUGCAUGUUUUGCCAGCAUUUACUUAAUUUGAUGUUUUUUGUAGUUUUAUUGAUAAUUUUUAUUUGAGUUUUAUUUUAUAUAUUUGCCUUUACCCCAAUAUAACCACUCCCGCUUGUGGUUUAUAUUUGUGUUGAACGCUAACUAUAACUAGUGUGUACCAGAACUGACGCAAGUAUCGAGCUUGCCGGCAACUUGCCCUUUACGGACCAUGUCAAUACUCACGCAGCUUGUACUGCUGUAAACACAGAAGAUAUUGUUGAGACAUUAAGUUACUAGUUAAGAGAUAUUUGGAAAUGUUUAUUUUUCCUGCAGCACUACUAGAUAAAAGAAUAUUGUGAUGUAAAUAUAAUAGUAUUGUGGCCCAGGACCGCGCCGAAAGCGUAGAGUGUACGACGUCAAAUCGCCUUCUCGUUUUGACUCUUCGGGGGGCCUCCCCCAAAUGGUCGUGUUGUGCUUGUUUGUGAGGUGACCAGUCUUCCAUGGUCGUGGACGUCUGCGCAUUUUCGGUCAGCGGCUGCGGGUCCGAACGCUCGUGUUCCCGCUGCACCCGCGGCGGUCGCUGUGCCACAGAACUGAGUUGCCAUAUGUUUAAAAACACUGUUUUAUUACAUACAAGCUUCCUGGUAGAAUUUAAAGAGUUUUAUUCGAUGAUAGGUAGUAGUGUGUAAGCGAUAUGUUUGCCUUAUUUAGUAUGUAACUUCCCGACGGGACCUAGGUCGACUCUCCUUUUCCUGACCCCUUCGCCGGUUCUUCUCAUUCGUCUCUUGAUAACGAGGUGCUAAUAAAUGUAGGGAUUGAAUGAAUACCAGUUACCUAAACGUCACACGAGUUGCAGCUAAUUCAAGUCGUAAUAAGAUGUUAAAAUGUUCCUGAACCACAUUUCAAAAUUCAAACCUAUUGACAAGAACUGUUAUGGAAGACAAAAUCGCUACUUGGUGCAAUAUUCUUGUUUAAAAAAAUCGAAGUUUAAUCAUAUGUUUUUGAAAAUUGUUAUGUUCGUAAAUAUUGUAAGGAUGUAGUACACUAACUGAACUUCUAUAGAUUUAUUAUUUAUUGCAAUUUUUAAAAAAAUCUUUGGGAUUGUGUGCUCCAUCGUAUCGCGUAGUUUAUCUCCUGCCUUUUCCAUAACAACAUAUUAUUGUAGCUAAUUCUUAUUAUCCGGAUAUAUUAUUUGUCAUUUCAAUUUAAGUUUAUUUUGCCAAAUUUCUACUCGACUUCAUCCGCUUUCCAUCGCAAAUGACAAACCGUUUUAGGAGGCUCUGUCAUGAAUGAGAUGACCUAUGCCACUCAGAGAUGUAUCGCGUCUGUUUCGGCCGCUGUAGUGUGUGUUCGGGGGCCUCGGGAAGCCCGGAGCGUCGGCCUGGGGGCGUCGUCGGGUGCAAAGUGCCAUGAGCGAGCGCUCGCGUCCAAUCGUCCGUGUCCCUUCCCCUUCCUCUCCCCAUACACUCAGAUUCCCCGGUCGCCGGCUAAUACGAAGGCUCUUGCCCGCCAGAAGGUCGUAAUUACACAUCUUGUAGCAGACAAGAAGCGUAAGGGUCGUUCGCAAAUUGUUGUCGUAAACGAUACUUCAGGGUCUAUUAGCAAGUCUGAUUUGCCUUUUUUGUGAAAGAAUUGACAAGGGACUUUCCGCAGUUUUCACCUGCCCUUCAUUUAUCGUUACAUUUACUGACGUGAUAGAUCUGGAUAUCUCUAAAUCUCAUAUAGAAUUUACCACACUUAGUUUAAUUACUUUUUUUUUUUUGUAUUGUGGUAUUGUGGAACAAGUGAUACUGCUAUUGUGGAGGCAAACAGUCUUCGUAUUGGUGGCCAUGAUCGUCCUUGCCACUCUCUCGCCCGUUCCUACCUUUCACCAGUCCCCACCUCUCCGCUCUCGCGGAGUGUCUGCGCAACUAACCCUCUCUAGCCCACUGAGCGUUGUGUGUUGUCCAUGACAUGUUCGACAGCCAGUGCUUGACGUGUAUGUGGAUGCGGAACGGUUGUAAGGUGAUUUUGUGUGUGCAGGAUGUAGGUUCCUUCUACAAAGCUUUUAUAUAGUAUUUUAUGACAAUUUUUAUACAAUGUUUUUUGUUUGUUUUUUUGUUUCAAGCGCAAGUAGUGCUUGAUGAAAUUCCACUUUAGUUACUUAUUAGUUUAUAGUUAACGCGACAUUUAUUGAGUGUAGAGUAAUUGCGGCAGAUUUUUCUGCCUGAUCGUGCUUUGAGUGCCAUAUAUGACCGGCAUAGUUGGUUACCAUCUUGUGCACUGCCACAGGAAAUGACUGCCGGUGAUGAUGAAACGUAAGUCUGAAGUAACAUUAUCAAAGAAUAUUUCUUUGAAAUUCGCUAGGUUUUGUGUUGAUGCGCGCGUGUUGGUUCAUGCGUACUGUAUUCUAAAGAAAUGUUGCGUAGUCGUAUGUAUUGAUUUCUGAUGUGCCAAAAUGCAAGUAUUUGUUAUUGAUGCGUACUUUAUUUACGCGUCUAGAAGCCUUAAAUUCUUUUGUACUGUUUUGCGUUAUUAGUUAGUAAAAUUCUGAGUUAAUUUAUAUAAUUGUUCAAUUAAUUAGUGUGAAGGUGUGACGAUGAACAAUGCACUCAACGCUUCUUAGUGGUACUGAUACCUAUGUAAUGUCUGUUUUUAGGCAACUUUGAUUUUCUUAAGAUGUUUGCGAUUUCGUUCCGAAAGACCUAUUUCACACCAAGCACUGGCAGAAGCUAGAUUCAGCUAUAGUUCUUCCACAAGUAGCUAGAUCAGAUUGUAUUAGAUUAUUUGUAUCCUGUUUAGUCCAUUCCAAAGUUACUGUUUCUUGUCUGAUUUUUAUAUGCCUUUUGUGAGAUGAGUUACGUUUAGAAAAAUAAAAACUGUUGAGAGAAUAA
Messenger RNA from Gryllus bimaculatus (two-spotted cricket), 4595 nucleotides. The record is from the annotation of a GenBank genome assembly. Lineage: Eukaryota; Metazoa; Arthropoda; Insecta; Orthoptera; Gryllidae.